CACACACACAUACAUACAUACAUACAUACAUACAUACAUGCAUACAGACACACAGACACACACAGAGUGACAGGAGCGCGGUCACAGGCGUGGUGAUGGUACAGCAAGCUGUGGAAAAAGUACCCACCAGCGGGGCUCCGGCAUGCCAAGAAUAAAAACUCCACACGUUUGGAAAAGAAACUGCCAGAUCUGUGUCAUCUCGCAGGGUGAGCGGGGGGGCUCUGCAAUGGAGGGGGGAGACGAUGAGUCCUGAAGCCACCCCUCUCCUCUCCUUUCUCUUGUUUUUCCCUGGGAGAGACAACAUGCUGAGUGUUAAACUGCCUCAAGUGUUCCACAUUCACCAAGUACCGCGAGUUUUCCGGGAGGAUGGGAUUAUUUCGGGAUAUCGCCACCCCCGUAGCUCCGCCCUGGACUGCAUCCUCAGCAGCUUCCAGAUGACCAAUGAGACGGUCAAUAUCUGGACCCACUUCCUUCCAACCUGGUAUUUCCUGUGGCAGUUCUGCGUCCUGUGCUCCACACUGGAUUUCUGGAGUGAGUGUUACUCCUGGCCUCUGCUGGUGUACAUGCUGCUCAUCUGCCUGUACCCGUUCACCUCGAGCUGCGCUCACACCUUCAGCUCCAUGUCUGCAGAGGCGCGGCACGUCUGCUACUUCUUCGACUACGGAGCGCUCAGCCUCUACAGCCUGGGCUGUGCGAUCACCUAUGGUGCAUACGUGAUGCCGGAUCGCUGGAUCAACAGUGUGUUUCAUCACUGCUUCAUUCCUGUAGCCGUAUUGAACACCCUCGUGUGCACAGCACUGUCCUGCUACUCACGAUUUCCUGAACUGGAGUUUCCACGCUGGAGUAAGAUUCUAAGGACAGCAGCGUUUGUUUACCCCUUCGUUUUCGACAACAUUCCUCUAUUUUACCGGUUGCUGGUGUGUUCAGGGGAAGGCUGUACUCACAAUGAAGCUGUCUCCAGUCACUGCUAUCAUCUCAUCUUUGCUUUCCUCACCUGCUUCCUGUUCGCAUCACACUUACCUGAGAGGCUGGCUCCAGGCAGAUUCGACUACAUCGGUCACAGUCACCAGCUCUUCCAUAUCUGUGCUGUGGUGGGGACCCACUUCCAGAUGGAGGCUAUCCUGGCUGAUAUGAGCUCCAGGCGAGGCUGGCUGGCUGCCCACACUCCCAUGCCCUCCUUCCUGGGCUCCGUUGGAGCCGUCUCUAUCGGAGUGGUUCUCAACCUGGCCAUCAUAGGACUCUUCAGCGCCACCUUGCUGUGGACACCCAGUACUGCACACUCCCCCUGCCCUUGCAACAACAACAACAACAACCACCAACCAGAGCGCAAGGACAAGUGAGCCACUCACACAGACAAACACUCCCCCUGGUGGCAGGUCAAGGGAUAUUUAUUUGAAGAUACAGGAAAUUCUAUUGACUUUUUUUUUUUUUUUUGGCACAUAAUGUUUCCUGAUUUGAGUUUACAGGCUUUUUUUUCUGGCAAUAUCUUUUUAACAGUAACAUAUAUUUAUAUACAUAUAUAUGUGUGUGUAUAAUAUAUAUCUCAAGACCACUUAAGCCUUCAGGUAAAGAAACUGAAGACAAAGGAAACUACUAUUCUAUCAAAAUAAUGCUUCUGAAAAGACUCCUCAAGAGGGGGAACCAUAGUAGCGAAACAUAUAACUAGAAUAGUUAGUAGGCAAGGCUAAGCAGAAAUAGCAAUACAGAAUAAUUAGAACACAUAUAAUACUUUAUUACAUUUCGAAACUAAACUUUAAGGUUGAUUGUAAUCUAUAAGUUCCAUACACUAGAGCUGCAAGUACAGCAGCAGCAGGAGCAUGCAUAUUCUAUUCAGUUGGGCUCCUAGAGUGAUACACCUGCCUGGCCACUUUGUUAGGACAUGUCACUAAUGUCAGGUCGGGUCACCGUUUGCCCCGAUCACAGCCUUAGCGUGGCACAAACUCCUCAAGGUCCUGGAAGGUGUCUCAAGGGAUCCAUUCAGGCAUUCAUAUUUAAGUUUGCGUAGAGAGGUGGGCAGAGGGAGGAUGAUCGUUCAAGCUCAUCCCAGAUAUGCGUGUCUGGCUUAAGAGUCCAUGGAGGGCUUUGCAAACUUUUCACAAUUCAGAGUUCAGCGUUGUACACCAGGAGAACAUGCCCCAAAUCAGGGCCAUGCAAAAAAUCUUGUGUCCUUAAAAAAAAAAAAAACUACCUCUGGAGAAAGUGUACAAAAAGCUGGGCAUAAAAGAAUGGAGUGAGAAGCUUUAAACUCAAACUAAGAAAUACGAUCAGAAACUUGGUCAAGUUUUUAUAACAUAUAGAUAGUCUGAACAGUACCCUCUAGUGGUUGGCUGAAGAUCUGCAUAUUUUUCGAAGAUAAAGGACUUUUUGAAGACAUGGAAGACUGCCACUAAAGAAAUGUAGCAGGAGCUGCUGUUUGGUUCUAGUUGCCUGCCAUAGACAUAUGCAACCCAGGCUUGUCUUUAUAGAAGAGCCAGCGCCAUCUAGUGGUCUGCCACUGCGGAAAUUUAUUUUGCCGUGCCCUAGGUGGCGCUGGUGCUUACUUCUAUAAAGAUGAUUGCCUACAAUGCAUAAUUCUGUGGAAGGCAACUAGCACAGAAGAGCAGCUCCUCAGUCACCUUAACACAAAAUAAAAAAACACAGAUGCAAUGAGAACCACUGUGAAGGAUUGCAAACAUCCUGAAAAACAAACUAAGGAAAAGCUAGACUUUAAGAUGUGGUACAAAAGAGACUGAGCAACGAGAGCUGCUGAGUCUGAGCUGAGCAUUCAUAUUGGGUUUUAGAUACUUCACAAGGUAGGUUAUUCCAUUGUGUUCGAACUCUCUGUGUAAAACAGGGCCUAUGCUUUGUUGUAAAGUCCCUCAGCUUCCAUUGAAGCCCUCUCGCCCCACUCUCUGUGCUUGAAGCCCUGGGAUAACUUAGGAUUUUAGAGACUUCAAGUCCCCUCUUUCCCUUCUUGUAACCUGUCCUCAACUCACUGAGUCCUGGGAUCAGCCCAACUCUCUCUAUUUUCUCAAGUGCAGUAAUGCCUUGCUUGUAGUGAGGCGACCAGAGGUGCGCACUAGCUGGGGUCUGACAGGAGCAUUAACUUCCAUAGGCUUCCACAUACUUGCCAAUAGGGGAAAAAAAAACCAAAAAAAAACUAUUUACUAUUGUUUUAAAGUUCUAGAUGGAUUGUAAGGCAUUGAAAAGGUUUCCUUCACAGCUCAGCAGGCAUACAGGAACUGAUGUCUCGUUUCCGGGGGGAACGGAUAUGAUGACACACACAGUUUGACAGAACACCCAAGCUUUAUUAUUAUUAUUAUUAUUAUUAUUAUUAUUAUUUAGACUGUAGCAGUUGUCACGUUUAAUGGAACUACCAUAGGGUAUAUUUGCAGAACUUGUCUAUUGUCUUAUUGUGCAAUUCUGCUUAUUUUAAGGUAAUUUUUGCUUCCCUUUUAUACAUAUCUAGAGAAUAGCUUGUUAAUGUAACAGUAAAACUUGCUACAUGUCAUUGGUUAAAUUAUGCAAUUGAUGCCCUGGAUGAAAAAUGGAAUUGAAUUUGCCAUCUAGAAGAAAGAAAUGAAACAAGACUUAAAAGAAUGCGGUAGAUCAGAAAGUUAUAGGAAGCCAGGAAGUGAUGUCAUGGUUUGUGAAGUUGUGUCGUCUGAAUUAACUUGUCGGAAGGCGUGUAGAGGUCAGAGGUAAUUGCUGGGAGUUAGACUGAAGUGUUAUUGAAAGCAACAGAAUCUGCAAGUAUAUGGAGGCAGGCUUGAGGCAUGGAGACUGAACUGCUCCCUCCAUGCCUCAACCCUCUAAAAGAAAGGGUGCUCCCUCCAGUCCAGGGCAGGCUUGAGGCAUGGAGACUGAACAGCUCCCUCACCCCAUAAGAGAAAGGGGGCUCCCUCCAGUCCAGGGCAGGUUUGAGGUAUGCAGACUGAACUGCUUCCUCACCCCCCUAAGAGAAAGGGUGGUCAUUUUUAUGUUAUCUGUUUGUAGUGCCAACUAUCUUUUACCUAUCAAAAGAACUGGAAUAAUAAUAAUAAUAAUAAUAAUAAUAAUAAUAAUAUACACAAUUACUGCAUAUAAAGCCGUUAUAAUUCCAUCAAGAGGUUCUGAUUUCAUGUAUUAAACCACAAGAGCAACACGUGGUUUAUCAAUGCCACUGGUAACCUAAGAUGGAAUUCUUGUGUUCAUACAAUUUGGUGCUUUACUAAGAGAAUUAAAUGGACUGUUGCCUGGAUCACACAGAAUGUAUGAGUAACUAGCUUCGCAUGUCUUUUCCAUGUAUUUUUGACUGUCCCCUUACCCUUUCAUGAUGUUUGCAAUCAUUCUUUAUUGCAGUUAUUCAAUUGCUGUGUGUUUUCUUUAAUAACCCUGUGUCAGGGUGCUUUGAGUUCAGAAGCUGCUCCUCAGUUGUGGUUGCCUGCCAUAGAUCUGUGUAACCCAGGCUAGAUCAGCCACUGUGUCUUUAUAGAAGCGCCAGCGCCACCUACUGAUUCUUUUGUUUUUCUGGCAGUACACUGCUGGAGUUUAUUAAUAUAAAGACACUUUGGCUGCCUGUGUUGCAUAUGUCCACAGGAGUUAACUGGAACUGUAGAGCAGCUCCUGAACUCGGUCAAAGCGACACAGACUCAAUGAAAGGACAGAGAAACAAGGUAUUUGAGUUUUUACAAUGAAGCACUCAGAGUGAUUGCAAACAUGAAAAAAGUAAGGGGACAUUGAACAGGAGAAUGAAUUUGAAGUAAUUACUCGUAUUUGUUCUGGAAUCACACACUUCUCUGAGGUCAUUUCUUCUUAGUUGUUUGCUAUAGAGGCUUACCUGUGAGUCUCUCCCAGUCUGACUCUGAGGCCGCUGGUGUUUAUCUUGGUGCUGUUGUCAAUAGCAACCGCGUCAAACACGCAUUGUUUUGGAAAACUGCCUGCAGAGAAGUUUACAGUUUUAUAAACUACAGUUUGACUGUGGAACUGAUUGCUUAUAGAAAAAUACGAUUUCACAGGACAUUCAAGGACAUGCUGUAAAUCUAUUCCGGUUUAAAAAUCAGUUUGUAAGUGCCUGUUUAUAAAGAGGAGGCUCUUGUUUGAGCCUUCCUAGUUACUGGUAUACCACUGCAGAUGCAUUAACAUUUUACACUAAAAUGUAAGACACCUAUAUUUACUAAGUAAGGUUAAAAACUACUUAAAGCUGUUUACUAUUAAACCAUUUUCCUUUUUGCA
Messenger RNA from Acipenser ruthenus (sterlet), 5193 nucleotides. Its product is annotated as membrane progestin receptor delta-like. The transcript is spliced from 8 exons. The coding region runs from base 243 to 1340 and encodes 365 amino acids. Gene Ontology annotation, cellular component: membrane. Gene Ontology annotation, molecular function: signaling receptor activity. NCBI's taxonomy places the organism in Eukaryota, Metazoa, Chordata, Actinopteri, Acipenseriformes, Acipenseridae. The record is from RefSeq and is a predicted model, not a curated record.